AUGCCUCGAGGUCAGAAAAGUAAGCUCCAUGCCCGUAAAAAACGCAGCCAGGCCCGAAGUAAUGCCCAAGGUGGUGAGAAUGCUAAGGAAACAGCAGCAAUGGUAAAAGAGUCUACUCCAACCUCUAAGACUAUGUCCAGGGCUAAGUCACGUAGCACUCCAAAAGUGUCCCAGAAAAAAACAUCAGCUUCUGUUGUACCAGCUCAUACAGUAUUGUCUACUACCUCUAUUGAUACUAGUGUUUCUGUGGCACAAAUUACAGCUCCUAAUGAUGAUACCAUGUCUACAACACCAUCUAUUGGCUCUACUGAUGUAGAUCCAACUCUGUCUCCAGCUUCUACUACUGAGGCUGCUUUGGCAGCAUCAUCUACUGGCAAUUCUGAUCCAGAUAUUUCUGCUUCACAAGCUAUUAGCACUUGUAUGGGUGCUUUCAAAGGGCCGUCUGCUGUCUCUACUGAUGAGGCUGUUUCUUCAGCACCAUCUACCUUGCCCGAUGAUGAUGUUUCUGUAGCACUGUCUACUGCUGCUAUUGCUGUGGGUAUGUCUAGCACCAGGCCAUUUAAAGGUGCCAAAUUCCAACGAAAGUUAAAGAAGGGUGCUAUUCAGAAAGAUGUCACCAAUGAGUUUUCACACCUUGAUCUUAUGUCCAGAGAGGUUCGGUUUCUAGAGCAGUUCAUACUCUACAGGUUUAAUCUGAAGCGGCUUACUACCAAGGAAGACAUGAUCAGGAUCACCAGCCAGAAGUAUAAAAAGGACUUUGAGGAGAUCUUCAGGAAAGCCUGUGAGCAUCUCUCCGCCGUCUUUGCAGUUGAAGUAAGAGAAGUGAGUCCUGAAACAUACAAUCUUGUGACCAAACUGAAACUCCCCAACAAUGGGAGAGUUCGUUCUGGCAGGGGCUACCCCAAGGCUGGUUUUGUGAUGAAUGUCCUGGCUAUGAUAUUCUUGAAGGGCAACUGUGCCACUGAGGAAGAAAUCUGGAAAUUCCUGAAGUUGAUGCGUGUAUAUCCUGGGAAGAAGCACUACAUAUUUGGAGAGCCCAAGAAGCUCAUCACUCAAGAUUUGGUGAGGCUGAAGUACCUGGAGUACCGGCAGGUGUCCAACAGUGAUCCUCCACGCUAUGAGUUCCUGUGGGGUCCUCAAGCCUUCGCUGAAACCAGCAAAAUGGAAGUCCUGCAAUUUUUGGCUAAUGUCAAUGAAACUUCACCUAGUUUCUUUGCCUCCCUUUAUGAAGAAGCUUUGGAAGAGGAAAAGGAGCGAGCCCUGAAACUACAGGGAGUCAAACCUGGCGCCACUGGCAUAGUUCAUGUAUUUCCUAAGGCUGCUCAGGGUGUUCAUCCAGUUGAAUCUAAAUCUUUAAAGUUAUCCAGGGGAAAAAGUAAAACAUCAAAGUAG
Dipodomys ordii (Ord's kangaroo rat) is the source of this 1392-nucleotide messenger RNA. Its product is annotated as melanoma-associated antigen B3-like. The transcript has a single exon. Gene Ontology annotation, cellular component: nucleus. Gene Ontology annotation, biological process: negative regulation of transcription by RNA polymerase II. The record is from RefSeq and is a predicted model, not a curated record. Lineage: Eukaryota; Metazoa; Chordata; Mammalia; Rodentia; Heteromyidae. Bases 1 to 1392 code for a protein of 463 amino acids.